Messenger RNA from Acomys russatus (golden spiny mouse), 1606 nucleotides. It is a transcript of the gene Eipr1, whose product is annotated as EARP complex and GARP complex interacting protein 1. NCBI's taxonomy places the organism in Eukaryota, Metazoa, Chordata, Mammalia, Rodentia, Muridae. Gene Ontology annotation, molecular function: protein binding. The record is from RefSeq and is a predicted model, not a curated record. The coding region runs from base 41 to 1201 and encodes 386 amino acids. The transcript has 9 exons. Gene Ontology annotation, biological process: protein ubiquitination.
UCGGGCGCUGAGGCGUGAGCGACUGGUCAGGCAGAGCGUCAUGGAGGACGACGCACCGGUGAUCUACGGGCUGGAAUUCCAGGCACGUGCUCUAACACCUCAAACUGCGGAAACAGAUGCCAUUCGCUUCUUGGUUGGGACGCAGUCUCUUAAAUAUGAUAAUCAGAUCCACAUCAUAGAUUUUGAUGACGAAAAUAACAUUAUAAAUAAAAAUGUCCUUCUCCAUCAAGCGGGUGAGAUCUGGCACAUCAGCGCCAGCCCUGCGGAUAAAGGCGUGCUGGCCACCUGCUACAACAAAACUUCAGACAGUCGAGUCCAGGCGUGUGCAGCUGUGUGGAGGAUGCCCAAGGAAUUAGAAUCCGGUAGCCACGAGUCCCCUGACGACCCCGCAAGCACUGCGCAGACCCUGGAGCUGCUCUGUCACCUUGACAACGCGGCCCACGGCAACGUGGCCUGUGUCGUGUGGGAGCCAAUGGGUGAUGGGAAGAAGGUCAUUUCCCUGGCCGACAGCCACAUCCUGCUGUGGGACCUCCAGGAGAGCUCAAGCAAGGCUGUGCUGGCCAGCUCAGCAGCCCUGGAAGGAAGGGGGCAGCUGAAGUUCACUGCAGGGCGGUGGAGCCCACACCACAACUGUACUCAGGUGGCCACAGCAAGUGACACCACCCUUCGAGGAUGGGACACACGGAGCAUGAGCCAGAUAUACUGCAUAGAGAACGCUCAUGGGCAGCUGGUGCGCGACCUCGACUUCAACCCCAACAAGCAGUAUUACCUCGCCAGCUGUGGAGACGACUGCAAGGUGAAGUUCUGGGACACACGGAAUGUCACCGAGCCCGUGAAGACCCUGGAGGAGCACUCCCACUGGGUGUGGAGCGUCCGCUACAACCACUCUCACGACCAGCUGGUCCUUACUGGCAGCAGCGACAGCAGAGUCAUCCUGUCCAACAUGGUAUCUAUCUCCUCAGAACCCUUUGGCCACCUAGUGGACGAUGAUGAUGUCAGUGACCCAGAGGAGCACCAUGCUGAGAAGAGUAAGGAACCCCUGCAGGACAACGUUAUCGCCACCUAUGAGGAACAUGAGGACAGCGUGUAUGCUGUGGAUUGGGCCUCAGCUGACCCAUGGCUGUUUGCUUCUCUGAGUUACGACGGGAGAUUAGUUAUCAACAGAGUCCCCAGGGCACUGAAGUACCACAUACUGCUCUAGUGGCCCGUGGCACUGCUGGUUGGUACUUGGCAGAUUCUCAGAAAUCUGCAGCUACGAGGUAAUUCCCUUUGCAGAUAGAUCCCUCCGUGGGAGAAUCAACGUUGCUUCUGCAGGAGCUCUAAAGGACGCGGAGCUUCAGGCAGCAGCUCAUCUGAAGCUGUCAGCACACUGCCCAGCAUGGGAGGGAGCCAUUCUGGACACAGCUGGGGUUCCUGUGUGAAUUGAUGGCUGCCCUGUCUCUGCUCUGCUCCGCUCUGUUUCUGGUUUUUGUUCUAAGGGUUUUGGGAAAUUCACUUUUCACCAAUGUAUUUUCACCUUGCUGUCUUCAUGAGAUUACAAACUGAAAUAAAGCAAGUGGAGUGCACACAGCCUCCUCUUUUCAGACUCUCUUCUUCCCUGAGGAAA